Molecule: messenger RNA, 411 nt
Organism: Tetrahymena thermophila SB210
Lineage: Eukaryota; Ciliophora; Oligohymenophorea; Hymenostomatida; Tetrahymenidae
Exons: 2
Source: RefSeq, a predicted model, not a curated record
AUGAGUUAAGGGUUAGAAGAACCAGUUUAUUCAAAGAAGGAAAAGUAAUAAGCAAAAUUAAAGGAGUUUAGAGAAUAUUUAGUUGAUAAAGAAGUUGUUUUAGCCAUUGUCAAAUACCUCUUAUCAAUCAAAAAUUCAAAGGACUUACCUGAAAACCCUUUGCAAGCUUUAACUGAUUAUUUCGGAACAUACAAAGAUCAAAAUGAAUGGGAAGUAUUUGACAAUUUAACAAAAAGCGUGAAUGAUACAAAAGAUGAAAAUGAAAGACUAGAGCAAGAAAUAAUUUCAAUCAAGUAACAAAUAGAAUAAGCAAAAAUUGAUAAGAUAAGACGUGAAGAAGAAGAAAAAUAAAGAGAAUUAGAAGAAUAAAAUAAUAAAAAGGGAGGAAAGAAACCACCUGCUAAAAAGUGA